GUUUUCAAUUUAAAUGAGUGUGUCUGUUGUUUUUUGUGCUUGCAGUGACGAUGGCAUAAAAUUGAAGAAAAAAAAAUUUCGUGUUCUUUUUGUUCGCGAGUUGGCAACAACAGUUUGGUGUGUUGCUGACCAGCAUGGAACUUGUCUGUAUGACCAUGUAGGGUUUUGUUGCAAGCAACAGACGAAAAAAAGAAACACUCAUGUAACAAUUCGAAUCGUCUUACAAAAAAGGAGAUCGAGCGAAUGGACUUCAACCGGUGCAUUCGGUGGUUUUCCUUUUUUGCUCGACUUGCAUUUGCAAUUUUUGCAAGCAGCGGCACAGCGCAACUUUCUCACUUCACGAUGAAAAUGCUGUCACAAAAAGCAGAAACAGAAAAACACACACAGAACAACGAAGCAUUUCAUUAUCGCUUUUAUUUGCAUUUUAAUUUAGUCGGCGUUGCGACCAUUGUGUGAGUUUGUGUGUAUGUGUGAGAGACUUUUUCUACACGUCAACAGAUACGAAAGAAUUGCAGCCGCCACUGUUGCUGCAGCAGCAGCAACAUGCCAAUGUAACAACGCGCAAUUGUUGUUAACGCAAGAUUACAACUCAAAUGAAUUGUUACUCAUUGUAUGACGAUGAUGAUGAGGUUUUCAAAGUGCCAUUCAAUUUUCAGUAAAAUACAUUUUCUGAUUCAACCAUCGGUUUUGAUGUGGAUUUUUGUUCGUUUUCAAUUUCUGACGACUUGAGAAAGAAGAAAAAGAAAGAGAAAAAUCGCGUAAUAAUAAGCAACUCAAUGAAAGUUAUUUAAAUUGAUGGAAUCGGACACAAAAAAUUGCGCAUUUCUUGGAUCUACAGAUAAGUUUUUUGCGCUCAACGUAGAAAUUCUUUGGAGUGAGUCAUUCGUAGAGGAUUUUCCAUUAACAAUCGUCUAUUGGAUAAGAAAGUGUUUAUUCGACGAGCAAUCUUCUACUCGACAAGCGAUUGUCUAUUUCAUGAGCCUCUUUGGUUCAUAUGGCGUCGAUUUCACCAUUUCUUUCAUCGAACUUUUAAUAAAGUAAUCAAACAAUGUUUCCGUUUUUGUGCAUACACAAAAUUGACAUCAAUUGGCUGCAGCUCAAUGGAAAUGUCAUAAAAUCAAUAUUCACAUCGGAACUAAUCAAAAUGCAGCUUUUAAUUGAAUUUUUCUUUGAGUCAAUCAAGUCAACAAAGGCGGUAAAAUGCAAAUUCAGUCUGCAGUUUUCAUGUUCAAUACGUUUUGCAGAUCCGAAUUGAGCUGUCCUAAUUCUAACUUCAUCAAGGUUCUCACAACUCAAUUUGAUGAUUUAUUUCAUUUUAAUUAACAAAUCCAUUCAUAAAUGGUGAAAGAACUCUAUGUAUGGCAUCAGACUUCGACCACGUCGAUCCAUACCGACUCAGUACUAUUAUAAUAUGUCUCAUCUAUUCGUUGGCCAAAAAGAGAAUAAAAAGCCCUUUCCUUUUUCAAUAGAAUUAUGUUUGGUUCGAUUUUGCGUAUAAUCAAAGUUUAUCGACGUUUAUUUGACGACGGUCUAGCUUUUGAGUCGCAAAUAUUAUGGCUAAUUAGCUAUCAACCAAGUUUUCGGUUCUGAAUUGUUUAUAUCCGAAGUAUUCAUAAAAAGCUUAUUGCAUUUUAAUAUUUUUUUUAUUUAUUAUGACGGCUUUUGUAAUUUCCAUGCGAAUAUUUGGAAAUUUUAUGACGAUUCCUAUUUUCUCCAUUUCAACUAAAUCGUCAAAACAGAAUCGUAAUUGGAAAACGCUGAACAUGACCAACUUUUGCAAAAAGGUAAUGAAAAUUCGUCCUAAGAGAACCAGAGAAGUAUCAAAAAAAAAUUGUAACAAAUAGGCUAAAAUUUAGCGUCGCUAAUCAAUUUGUUUUUGUCGCGUUGACUCAACAUAUUGUGAUUAAUUUGAAUUUUACUUUGAUACUUCGACAGACGUCAUACAGUUGUUUACGACAACUUUGAUUAAAAACCAAAAUAGAUGGAAUCACCAACAUCAACAAUUGCCGCCCAAGUAAAAAUAGCUGAAAAGGUCGCAAUUCGAAUCAGUUCAGUUUAUGAAUUUGUGACAUACGGUUGGAAAAAUGGUGAAAUUCGUUAUUUUUCUCCUUCUCUUUUAGUUAUUAUUUAUGGAAGUCGCUCCCGAUAAAUGUUUAUAUUUCCGAAGUUACGAUCUGCCACACCACAAAUACACCUGCUCGGCAUACUCAUCGACAUCUCUCUUCAACACUUUACGAGAGCACGUGCAAAAAGUGUAAUUUCUUGUUCUUUUUAUUUUAUUCUGUUGAGUUAUAUUUAUAUGUUGUUUAUUCGUAGGGGAAUCCAUCGAAUGCUCCAAUCGAUUUAAGAAUGCAAGUCGUGUAUCCUUUCUCGAGACUACAGGCAAAUUGGUUCGAAGUGGAUAUGCCGCUGAAUAACCUUAUUCUCGAGGAAAUAAAAUUUGAAGGAUUUGAAGAUGGUUCAUUUAAUACAGCACAAUUUGCGUUGCUUCGUGAAUUGGAAUUGUAUCAAAUGACCCUUCCAAUUUUGAAUGACAGAAUGUUUAUUGGAUUGAACAGUUUGCACCACCUGAUAAUGAAAGAUGUAAAAUUAUUCGGAUUUAAAAAGAACGUGCUCACAACGCUACCGAAAUUAGAUUAUCUAGAAAUUACGUGUAGUAUUUCUACUAAAAAGACAGCAAUGGACAAUUUGUUCGGACCUAGUUCCAUUCCAAAUCUACGCUUUUUAACUUUUGAAUAUUGCAAUUUCAAGAACCCGAUAACUGUGACCACAUUCUCAGGUCUAACUGGUAUUAAGAGUUUGAAGCUGUAUCGAACAAGCAUUCAACACAUUGGUGAGCACUCGUUCGAUGUGAUCUUCAAAACGUUGAUAAAGCUCAACUUGAUUUGGAAUAGAUUGGAAACAAUAGAUGCUGAUUUGUUUAAUGCAAAUACAGGAGGCGAAAUUGUCGUUUAUCUUCAGAACAAUCCAUGGCAAUGUGACUGUCAGCUGGAUCCAUUUCGUAAAUUAAUCCAAUCGUCCAAACGAUUUGUGUUCGCGACCAUGGUUUGUGAGCAUCCCCCUGAUUAUGUUUUGAACAAUUCGACUUCACUUUGCGAUGAGUCUACGGAUGAACCCGAAGCAGUGGAAGAACCUCAGUUGACCAUGCCAACAGUGGACAUGCAAACCGAAACUCAGCUCAAAAUUCAGACCGUGACUCAGGCUGAGAUUCUGGUCGAGUCUUCAUCACCAAAGAAAACUACAUCGAUUCGCAUUGAAAAUGGACAAAUUUUCAUUGACGACGAAUAUUUUUUUCAAAGAUCUAAUUGCAUUUGAGCAGGAAUCAUUUGAAAGUGUUAAGAUAUCUACAACAAGUUGUUUUAAGUCAAAGUGACAAAUCCAAAAAAAUUGACAUCAAACAUUUGAAAUUGAAUCGCAUUUAUCGAUUUUGUGCUAUGAAAAAGGGCUCAAAAACCAUUACACCACGGUAUUGCAUCUCGUUUGUCUCGAAUAUUGAGCGGAAAUCUGAAUCAUCAAGCUCUAAUGCAAUGAUUUUGAGAAAAGAUAUGGUAAUUGCAAUCAUAAAUUUCGUGCUCAACUUCAUUUUUGCAUUCCUUGCCGGUGUCUCUAUUUCGAUCCUAUUUGCUAAAUGCUUCCCACGAGCAUUUCAAGCGAUGUGUUUCAUCAAGAAGUAGCCAUAAAAAUCUGACAUUUGUAAAUUUGUUAAAUUGAAUUGUUUUCUCAAUAAAGUACAAUGAAUAUUGUUCGAACAUGGCAAAUGCAUAUUCAUUCGUUUCCAUUGAUUCUUUGCAUUUUCGAUCUUUUGCUGUGAUUCAGCCGCUGUGCUUUAAAGUCUUUGAUUUUUUUUACCACUGGAAUACUGUGAUAUAUUCAGUGGCAGAAAGACACUGCCAGCCUACAAUUCAAUGCAUUAAAUUCUUAAAUUUGAGCUCAAGUUGCACCAAAAACCGCCAUUGAAAAUGGAAUUUCAUAAUCAACGAGAAAAUUGUUAGUUUUCAUUGUGACAAAAGCCGACUUUGUAUUUGAAAAGAUUUCAUUUGAAUGAAAACAUGCACAAGUGCCGUAAAAUCGUUCUAAUUACUAUUAUUUUUGUAAUUUUAUUUGAAUUCAUUUUAUUUAUUGGUUCAUUAAGAAUAUUAGAAUUUAUUGGCUUAUUAAUUUCGCUAUGCAAACGUAGUUUUAAUUAAAACUAAAUCGAUUGAAUGCCUAAAUUAGGCAAAAUUUGAAUUGUGUAAUGAAUUCUUGAAUGCCUAAUAAAAUUGUAAUAAAUUCGAUUACUUUCCACACCAAAAGCUCAUCCGUCUGUAUAUUCGACAAUAAGCACAAUAUUUCAAACAUUUCUAACCAACUGAUACGUUUAGUUCCGUUUUAACUGGAACGUAACAAUCAGUUUUGUUCACAGUAUAGUGAACCGUGGUUCGAAAAUGAUAAUAGUGAAUCGAAUAUUAUUUUUGUUCCUUCUUUGGACAUGGAUUGAGGCUAGCCAUGGAAUCUGUAAUUUAGAAUUGAAUCCAACCAGAGAGGCACUUGAAUUUAAUUGUGAUAAAAUGCAGUGGUUACAUUUAAGCGCAAACUUGAAGGCUGCUUGGGAAAAGGUGUUUCGAUUAUAAUUGAAUAAUAAUUAUUAGAUCGAUCCAACGUUUUUCUCUACAAUUUUUUUAAUUCUCGAAUUAAAAGAAAAUCGAAGAAUAAUAAAUAGUCUUUUUAUGGAAAUUUUCAUUCUCAAAUUUGCUCAAUUCCUUGUUUCCAUUUAAUUUUCCAGGAAAUACACUUUAUUUUUUUGCAUGUGGCCAAAGACAGAGUAAGUACAAUUUUUUUUUCUUCAAGUUUUCACGACUUUUGAUAAAGGAUGUUCAAAAGCAAUGACGAUGACCCGACAAAAAAUGGGUGCGGCAAUGAGUUGAUUACGCAAUACGUAGUACGCAUGUCAUACCAGAGUAGUUGCAGACUACUCGAAGAUUAUCCGCAAUGUUCUUGUCGGGUUCCAAUCAUUGGUAAUUGUAAAGAUCGUUUAACCAUUUCACCACUUCACUAUGGAAAAGAUGGCUCAAAUGGACUUUAAUUUAUUCUUUCCUCUCGGUGUCAUCCAUAGAUUCUAUCCAAUCCAAUUGAUUUAACAUUGCAAGACAUCGAAUUUCCGCUUGGCACCAUUUCAAUUAAUGUUAAAAAGCCAAAAUUGAUUCGUAGCUGGUUGAGAAUAAAUGGGAAAGUAAAGCAUCUUCGUUUUCAGAACACUAAAGUUUAUGCGAUUGGAGAUAAUGCAUUCAAUACCUUUCAAUUUAACGAAUUGGAGGUGUUGGAAUUUUUUAAAGCUCCGAUUACAUACCUUUACACGAAAUCUCUUGUGGGUUUAACGAAAUUGAAAACUCUGCACCUGCAUGAUAUGGAACUUAUUAACGUUGGUAUGAGUUUUCUCGUGCCAUGUCCAGCAUUGGAAGUGUUAACGAUACAUAACUGUGGCCCAAAUAAAUUAUAUUUGCAUAAAAUCUUUGGCGUAGCCGAAUUUGAUCAUUUGAAAAGUGUUGCGGUGCAAUAUUGUGAUUUGAACGAUACAAUCAACGACGUAACUUUUAAUGGUUUGCAAGCUCUUGAAGAAUUACAUUUGACUCAUAAUCAAAUCGAACAGAUUGAGCCGGAAACUUUUGACGGUGUGCUUCGUACAUUGACACAAUUGAGCUUGGAUUCAAAUAAUUUUACCACACUGCCAAAGGGUAUCUUUGAAAGAUGGCGCAAAAGAGAUAUCGCCAUCAAUCUUCAGAACAAUCCAUGGCACUGUGAUUGUGAAUUGGACGAUUUGAGAAAUUUCAUCAAAGAGCAUCUAUUCAUGGGGUUUGAUAAAAUCAUUUGCGAAAGUCCACCGCAUAUGAAAGGGGCCCUUCUCACAGAUUUGCCAUGUUUGUGCAAUCUAACGUCAACUUGCGUGGAUAAUGUGCUUUCAAAUCCAAUUACACUCAAACCACAGCCUGCACUAGAGACGUCAACAUCGAACACCGAUUUCAAUUUGCAAUGCGAUAUUGCUAAGAAUGUCACCUUAGCCAUGCCAACAGAAGAGCGCACUCCAUUGUUCUAUAUGAAAAAUGCGAAAUUUAUCGUUGAAACCAUGCAACUCUCAACUGAAUUCGAUCUUCUUGAAUUUGAACAAACAAAAUCCAAUCUAAAUUUAAACAUCAAAUGCGUUUUCAUACCCAAAGACAUCCACCCGCAAAGGAUACGAGUCAAACGGACGUUAAAACCGUUUCGUUUGUACCGAUUUUGCGCAAUCAAAAAGAAAUCGAACACUAUAUCGCCAUUGGACUGUGCCAUAUUUUAUUCGACUUCAGACGAAAUCCAGGAUGCACCAUGGCUAUUUAAGGAUGUUAAGACAAUUGCCAUUGGUCUUUGUGCUUUAUUAAUCACUUUGGCACCUAUCGUUGGCGGUCUCAUUUCAGUUGCAAUCGCAAAAUAUUUUCAAAGGAAACAUCGACCAUUGACAACAAGAGUCACGAUAGAUGAAUUAUUUCCAAGCCAAAAGGAACGUGAGGCUGUCAAACGAUUGAAGUGAGUAUUUUCAUUUUGCAACUUAAGAAGAAUUUCUGAAUAAAUUAAUUAAGCUUCACCGAAUACAAAUCUUCUUGAUAACUCAUGAUAGCGUGAAAAUUGAACAAAUACUCUUUUUUUUUCUCAAUUUCAGCUUAUCCGACGGACCACUUCGACGCCGAUUUUCCUCAAAACGAUGGCAGAGACCAGCGAUUCAAAUGUCGAUGCAUAAAUCUGUCUUUGAUAAUUUCCAAAAAGAUGAAAAAUGCCCAAUUGAUGCUGACACUAGUGCUGACAUUCCACCACCCGUACCACCCAGAGACAACCUUAAGAAAUUGGAUAUUUCUUGAGAAAUUAUCUUAAAAAAUGAAUUCAACUUUUUUUUCUUCUGAUUUUAAUUUCUGAUUUUCAAAUUUAAUUCUAUUUUAAACAAAUUUUAAUCGAUUGGAUUUACGGUGAUUUAAAAAGGCAUUUUUCUCUAACCUUUAUAUUCAUAAUAUUAAUUUUGUUCGGCUUGAUUACAAUCAAUUGACUUAAUAAAGAAAUGAAAUUAUAUUUUAUCAAUGAAAAUGUGGACGUUUCAUUAUUUAUUUGGUACAAAUCACAUUAAAUGGAAUUCAAUUGGAAAUAAGAUAAGUCGUAAGGUGAAUGUGACGCAAUUGAAUUAAUUAGUUCUGUUGUUUUUUACGCAGAAAUUUGGAAUUGUUUUAUUUUUUCGAUUUUCGAUUAUCUCCAAUUAUAUAAAAAAAAAAUCCACAAUUAUUAUGUUACGUAAAUCACUUUUUUAAUAUGAAAUCACCUUCACAUGGCAUUAGAGGUGAAAUUCGAUCAUAUGAGUACAAUUUGACUCUAUAUAAAAGCGGUUUAGGCGCGGUAUACUUAAGUGUUUUUAAUUGUUUCCAAUGAAAAUACGCCGAAUAUUGUUUAAUUUGAUUUCGAAUCAUUUAGACAAAUGAAAACAAAGGAAAUAUCUAAUGAAAACAACCAAAAAAGGCAUCGAAUCCUUAUAUCUGUGCAUUUUGUAAUAGCAUUCAAUUAGUUUAGCUGGUGAAACUGUACGAUACGGUCUAGAAAAUGGAAACGAUCAAAUACGUUAUAUUCUCUUUAUGUUUCAUCUCUUGUGAUUUGGUUGGGAUUGUAUAUGGAAAUUGUGAAAAGUAUAUUUUCGGUCCUCAUUACUUUUGCAAUGAUAUGCUUUUAUCCGAAGUGACAGAGCAAUUAGAGCAAAUUUUCCCUAAGGCACAAAAUUCCAAUAAAACAUUACGACUUGAGCAUAUUGGAACGCGCGACGGAAUUUUACGAAAGAAUUGGAUCAACUCAAAUUACGCAAUUUUUUAUCUAAUGAUGAAAGACAUCGACAUCAAUGAAAUCGAAGAUGGUGCCUUUGUUGCCGAAGCAUUUGCAAUGUUGGAAAAAUUGGACAUUUCAUGCAUUUCUCUGCGAUGCUUGAAUAGUUCUACAUUCGAUGGUCUAUCGAAGUUAAGUCAUCUGCGUUUUGAAAAUGUUCAAAUUAAAAAAUUGCAUGAAAACAUUCUGGUUCCAGUUCCAAAUUUGGAAACAUUUAUAAUGCUAUUCUUCCGAUCAGAUCCAUUGAAUUUGGAUAAUUUCUUUGGAUUGUCGAAUAAAUUGCCGAAAUUGCACAUGGUAUCCAUUUGGCGCUGCAAUUUAAGUGAAACAAUUACGGAAAGAACAUUUACUGGCCUUGAGGGUAUUAAGACACUGAAAUUGGAGGAAAAUGAAAUUCAAAGAAUUGGCGCACGAUCAUUCAAUGUGCCUCUUAAAACAUUGACAUACAUUGGAUUGAGAGGAAAUGAGAUGACAUCGAUACCGAACAAUUUAUUCAAUGUAGAUGUGGAAAACACGGUGAUGGUCAAUUUGGAUCAAAAUCCAUGGCAUUGUGAUUGUCGAAUGGAACAUUUUCGACAAUUCAUGCAAUCGCAAUCAAGAGUUCAAUUCAAUAGUCCACGUUGUGAGACGCCAUCGGAAUACAAGGGACAUUUGAUAUCAAAAUUGCCAAAUUUAUGCCGAAAAUCAACGGUGCAGUUACACGAUGACAAUAAGAUCGAUAAAUCCAUUACAUUGUGGUGUAAAACCUCAAAAUCGACUGAAUCUAUGGAAAAUGUCAUUUUAAAACCACCAUCACCAGCAAUCCUACUCUUACGUUCGAUUGGCAGAAAACUUUUCAUCGAUUAUAAAAAGCCAUCGAAUAAUUUCAAACUGUUCGGCUAUGAGCAAGCGUCUGAUAGUAAUAAAAAUGCUUUGAAUUGUUUCACCAAUGCCAAAACAAAUGCAAAUAUCCAAAUGGCAACGAAUCAAAUGUACCGAUUUUGUUGGAUAAAAAAUGGGUCGAAAACUAUUUCAUUGCUGAAUUGUGCUUCCUUUGUUGCAAACUCAAUUCAAAACCUAGACGCAUGGAUCAUGAUGGAGUACAAGGCAAUUUACGUCAUUGUUUGGAUUCUCUCCGCUAUCUUUGUGGUUGUCAUUGGAAUUUUAAUCGGCCUUUCGCUAACUAAGUUGUACUUUAUUGUGUUUUCAGAGCAAAAUAUCGGUGCAGGUAUGGAGGAAACGGCAAAGGAAAUCCCAGAAUAUGCAACAAUCAAUAAAACCACGAAAUCUCCACCCAAUGUCUAUAAACAUUUUGGUGGCAUUGAAGAACUUGGAAACUCUUUCAUCGAUUAUGAAGCACCUCCGCUGCCACCAAGGAACAAGAAAGUUAGUUUUGCCAAGUACAAAUGCUGCAAUUCCGAAAUAUGUGAAUGCUACUGCGAACUUUGAUCGCUAGAUGCCCAAUGGAAUUCGUGCAGAUUUAACGACAUUUUUGGAUUUCGGCAUAGUGACGA
Sitodiplosis mosellana (orange wheat blossom midge) is the source of this 9356-nucleotide messenger RNA. RefSeq lists its product as uncharacterized. Gene Ontology annotation, cellular component: extracellular matrix. The record is from RefSeq and is a predicted model, not a curated record. NCBI's taxonomy places the organism in Eukaryota, Metazoa, Arthropoda, Insecta, Diptera, Cecidomyiidae. The transcript is spliced from 2 exons. Bases 7591 to 9291 code for a protein of 566 amino acids. Gene Ontology annotation, molecular function: protein binding.